Messenger RNA from Coccomyxa subellipsoidea C-169, 621 nucleotides. RefSeq names its product DSBA oxidoreductase. The record is from RefSeq and is a predicted model, not a curated record. The transcript is spliced from 5 exons. The coding region runs from base 1 to 621 and encodes 206 amino acids. Gene Ontology annotation, molecular function: oxidoreductase activity. Lineage: Eukaryota; Viridiplantae; Chlorophyta; Trebouxiophyceae; Coccomyxaceae.
AUGGCCAGCAAGGUGAUGAUCGAUGUCGUCUCGGACACAGUGUGCCCGUGGUGUUUCAUUGGAAAGAGAAGGCUCGAGACUGCCAUCCGACAGCUGCAGGGACAGAAGCAGUUCGAGGUCAGAUGGCAUCCUUUCCAGCUCAACCCGGACGCGCCUCAGGCCGGCAUCAACAAGCUGAACUACUACAAGGAGAAGUUUGGGGAGCAGCGGACAAAGAGCAUGAACAAUGUGCAGGAGACUUUUGCAAAGGAGGGGCUGAACUACACGAUGGAGGGCGACACAGGCAACACUUUGAACUCGCACCGGCUCAUAGCGUUUGCUGGCAGGCAGGGGCCUGACGUGCAGGACAAAAUUGUGGAACAGCUCUUCAAGGCCUACUUCACAGAGGGCAAGUACAUCAAUGACCCAGAGGUGUUGAGGGAAGCUGCGAAGAAGGCGGGAGUGGCCGAUGCCGAGCAAGUUAUCUCAGAUCCCAAUGUAGCCAAGGAUCAGGUGAGGGAGGAGCUGCGGGAGUAUGCAGCGGGAGUGACAGGGGUGCCCCACUUCAUCAUCAAUGGCAAGUACCACCUGUCAGGCGCCCAAGACCCGGAGACCUUCGCGCAGGUGCUUGCAAAGGCCUGA